ACCAAAAAACAAAGGGGGUGGUCAACAGUACAAGGAAAAAUGGCCAAGAAUCCUAACGUGCGCCGAAAUAACCCAUUUAGAACCUCUAAUGUGCGCCGGGAGGAGACAACCCUGAACGGUAAUACCACAGCCACAAUUUCUACUUCAAGUUCUACAAUCACCACCGCCACGUCACCGAUAUCUGUAUCGGAAGGGUUUUCGGGUCAACCCGGGUCGUCGUCCAGUAGUACUACUGCUAAGCAAAAGAAGUUUCGGGGCGCUCGGUGUCGGAGUGGCAAAUGGGUAUCCGAGAUACGCCAGCCCCGUAAAGCCACCCGCAUUUGGCUCGGCACGUACCCGACGCGGGACAUGGCGGCGACGGCGUACGACGUGGCGGCUUUGGCUCUGAAGGGGCCCGAUACGGUGUUAAACUUCCCGGACCUGAUUCUUUGGUACCCAAUACCGCUUUCGACGUCACCUGUUGACAUACGCGCCGCUGCGGCGAGUGCUGCUGAGGCGAUAAUGGAAAGAUCCUCGGAGAGCAGUCACGAAGCGACACAUCUUAGAAGCACUGAGGAAGAGUACUUCAUUGACGAAGAAGAGUUGUUGAAUAUGCCGAGUUUGCUGGUGAAUAUGGCAGAAGGGAUGCUCUUAACUCCGCCUAGAAUUCAGUCAAAGUCGUCUUCUGAUGAAUCUGAAGGUGAUGGAGAUGGAGAUGGGUUAUGGAGUUACUCCUAUUAACUAAACCUUAUAGUGUGUGAAAAAUCGCUUUACUGAGUAUUAAUGUAUA
Quercus lobata is the source of this 769-nucleotide messenger RNA. Its product is annotated as ethylene-responsive transcription factor ERF027-like. The transcript has a single exon. The record is from RefSeq and is a predicted model, not a curated record. Lineage: Eukaryota; Viridiplantae; Streptophyta; Magnoliopsida; Fagales; Fagaceae. Gene Ontology annotation, biological process: regulation of DNA-templated transcription. Gene Ontology annotation, molecular function: DNA binding; DNA-binding transcription factor activity. The coding region runs from base 40 to 720 and encodes 226 amino acids.